Phymastichus coffea is the source of this 1509-nucleotide messenger RNA. RefSeq lists its product as uncharacterized. Gene Ontology annotation, cellular component: transcription factor TFIIIC complex. The transcript is spliced from 4 exons. Gene Ontology annotation, biological process: transcription by RNA polymerase III. Bases 86 to 1312 code for a protein of 408 amino acids. Lineage: Eukaryota; Metazoa; Arthropoda; Insecta; Hymenoptera; Eulophidae. The record is from RefSeq and is a predicted model, not a curated record.
CUCGUCAUAGUAUAUAGUUAUUUCUGUUGAUUAAGCUUAUUAAUAAAGUUUUAACAUUUUAUUAUAAGGUGAUAUUUGUAAAAAAAUGUCUAAUUCAGAUUCAGAAUUGGAAGAAAACGAAGAGGAAAUUCUCGUUUAUGUAGAAUUCGAUAAUUGCGCAACAAAUGAUGUGUUCAGUAAUGAAAAUUUAAAAUUGGACAUGCUUGGUUUAGAUUCUGAUCAUCCAGUUAUGCAAGUUAAUGGCAAGUUUUUUCAAGGGGCCUAUGAAGAUGCUGUGGGAACAUACAUGUUUUUUGAAAAAGAUGACAAUCCAGCAAUUGAUGAUCCCGUUUUCGACAAAAUCCCAACUUUGAAAUACUUUCAAAAAACGCGAAAACUUCUUAGAAUGCAAAGAGCUUUUGUGACAUCCAGAUAUGAAGUUGUUGGUGAUUCAGAAAAUAAAAAAUGUAUUCCAAAUAUAGAAACAAUUAAAGAAGCUGGAGUGCCACCAAAAUAUCAAGAAAAAGCACUUGAAUUUUGGAAUGAAUCACGCAAUAAUAGAAUGAAUGCACUGAAUGAGUAUCUUAAAAAACAAGAAUUCAGGAAAGAGUUGCGAGCAAGAGGCUUUGAACCUGAAUCUGAAUCAGAUGACGAUAAUCCAUUUGCUAUGUAUAAGUAUAUAGAAGAGGCUGAAAUGAGUAAAGAUGCUAAAAAUGAUGAUAACAGUGGUAAUUUUAAUUUGCAAAUUGAAAGCCUAGAAAAUACAUUACAAAAGACAGAAAUAAACAAGAAAAAUGAGCAGAAUAAAAAAACAUUAAAUGUAAUUGAUCCUGGACCUUCAACAUCUAAAGAUAGUACACUUUGGAUUGAUGAUGAUAUAACAAGGGAACAAAAAAAAUCAAGACUUUUGCACAAAGUUAAAAAUGUUGAAAGAAUUAGAGAAAAACCUGUCAAGGAUAAAGUACAAAAAAGGGCUGUUAAAAAGAGAAAAAUCUCUGUAUUGUCUGCAUCAGAAAAGCUUUUUAUAGACUCUUCUAAAACUCAAUUUCCCGAAUCUAACGACCCUUUGGAAAAUAAUCCAUUAAAAGAUACAAAUGGUCAACUUCUAGACACAAAUGUAAACUUCAAACAUGAUGCAAAAGAUGAAACGGAUAUCGAUGAAAUGAUUGUAGAAAAAAAUGACAAAUUGUUAGCAGAAGAAUUUAAUAUAGAAAUUCCUUCAGUUUCUGAGAAAGAGAAACGGAAGCAAGAGAAGCGAGAAGCCAAAAUGAAGGAAAUAAAGGAAAAGCUUAAAGCAUUCAGUGUAACCUGUAAUCAACCACCAAACAGCUAAUUAUUUUGACAAUUACCAUAAUUUUAUAAAAAACAAAUAAUGGCUGACUGUGAUAUGAGAGAUCACUCGACAACUCGUCGGGAUAUUCACCAGUAAGGCAUGCAGUACAAUGGCCAAUGUAACUACUCUCACGAUUGUCCAUUCCAUGUCGUACAGCUUGAACAAGACCCUCGACGGACAGGUAUGUCAGGCUGUCA